GUCAGAUUGUAAUUGUAAGUAUAAGAUAUGCAGUAAUUGAUAUGAGUUCUAUCUUGAUCGGUAAUUAAAUAGAAAGACCCGGUUAGAAGCCACUGGCAGUUACUCGUUGCCGCAUCGGAUGUUUACGAGAUAAUUAUUGACCUCGUUAUGAAAAUUUUUUAUUGAUAAUUCGGAUUCGAGCGAAUUAUAAAUUUGUGGCGGCGAAAAUAUUUGAUCUAAUUUCAAAUUUAAAUCAUCAUUUACACGCUGAUUUAAAUUUUUUUAUCAUCAAUAAUAAUAAUAAUUGAUAGCUUUACAGUUAAUAGUUGACGAUAAUGGAAUCGACAAAAACAUUAGGAUUGGUUGAUUAUCUGGUGAUUACACUGACGAUUGCUAUAAGUGUUGGUAUCGGAAUUUAUUAUCGUUUCACCGGAGGCAAACAAAAAACAUCCGAGGAAUAUUUUUCGGCGAACAGAUCAAUGGGGCCACUGUCAGUUGGCAUUGCUUUGAUGGUGUCAUUUAUGUCUGCAAUAACACUCUUAGGAAUGUCUGCUGAAAAUUAUACUUACGGAACGCAGUUUAUUGUCAUAAAUAUAAAUUAUAUAUUAUCUACUCCAAUAAUUUGCUAUGGAUUUUUGCCAGUAUUUUAUAAACUGCAAGCAACAAGUACUUAUGAGUAUUUAGAAAGACGUUUUGGAGUACCAACAAGAUUGUUAGCGAGCUUCGUCGUGUGGCUCCAAAUGUUAUUGUACUCGGGUGUGGUGCUUUACGCGCCGGCUUUGGCCUUUGAGACGACAACUGAUCUAUCAAGAAUGAAAAGUAUCCUAUCAGUCGGCUUAGCUUGCGCUUUUUAUUCGAGUAUCGGCGGAAUAAAAGCUGUAUUGAUAACAGAUAUUUUCCAAGCAGUUUUGAUGUUUGCUUCGUUAAUUGCUGUAAUUGUCGUAGCCGCUUAUUCGGCCGGUGGCCUCGACGAAAUAUGGAACAUUGCAAGUCAAGGCGGCCGUAUAGAUUUUAACAACUUUUCUAUUGAUCCCACCGAACGCCACACAUGGUGGAGUCUGAUAAUUGGAGGGAUGUGUACAUUUUUAUCACUCUAUGGAGUAAAUCAAAUUCAAGUACAACGAUUUCUAACUGUCAAGAGUUUAAAAUCCGCACAACGCGCGAUGUGGUUUUGUUUGCCGGUUCUUAUAAUACUGAAUCUCACAACAAGUUUAGCCGGAUUGUCAAUGUACAGCAAAUAUUUUAACUGUGAUCCAAAGGCAGCCGGACAAAUAGAACAACCAGACAUGCUGAUGCCAUUCUAUGUUAUGGAGACAAUGUCUUCAAUUCCAGGCCUGCCUGGUUUAAUUAUCGCCGGUGUAUUCAGCGCGGGAUUAAGUACAAUAUCAGCAGCACUAAAUUCCCUUGCGGCUGUUAGUUUGGAAGAUUAUAUAAAACCUCUGUACUUAAAAUGUACUAAAAAACAAUUAUCACCAUCAACGUCAUUGAUAUUAGGAAAAUUUUUAGCAUUUUCACUUGGAUUUUUAUGUAUAGCUCUUGCUGUACUUGCUCAGUACUUAGGAAGUGUCCUUCAAACAAGCUUGACGAUAUUUGGAGCCGUUGGCGGGCCGCUCUUGGGUUUAUUUACCCUGGGAAUGUUAUUUGAAUCAUCAACUCAGAGUGGUGCUGUUCUAGGUACGACAGUAUCACUUGUAUUUUCAUUAUGGAUCUCAUUCGGUGGUCCGCGACCAGCUCCACCGGCAUUACCAGUCUCCAUUGAGGGCUGCAGUAAUGACACGUUACUUUUACUCAACAAGACGCUGGAAAUGAAACAUCAAACCCUAGAUGAUUAUUUGCAUCCCCAUGUCCGGAGUAACUCGGAAUUUUUUUAUCUCUACCGACUUUCUUACAUGUGGGUUUCUCUUAUUGGUCUUGUGUUGACAAUCACCAUUGGCAUGAUCACCAGUAGACUGUCUCGGUGCUUUGGGUUUGAGAGCCAACGAGCCAUUGAUCCAGAUCUUUUCUUCCCAUUUGUAGCAAAACGUAUUCGCAAGAGGCUUGAGACUGAUCCUAAUUUUACUGCACAAAAAUAUCAAUUUGAAAGUAAAAAUAAUAUCGACACUGCCACUACUAGCAUGUAACUGUCACUAAUUUUUCAGUAUUCACAAUCACGUUUUCAACGCAUCGUAAAUUAUUAUUGUAAAUCAUCUUACGAUUCAUUCUUAAAGUUAUUGUUUUUUUUUUUAAAGUUUAUGAUCUUGAAGUUAACAGACAAUUUAAAAUUUUCGGAUUUUUUUUACAACAAAUGAAUUACAAAAAAAGAAAAUAAAAAUAUGCACAUGUAGGAAAUUUAAAAUACUACAGGUGCAAUUUUUUAAAAAUAAUUUAUUGUUUAAAAAAAAAAUCAAAAAAUUAUUGGACGUCGGUGAACUUCAGUAUCAUGUUAAGUUUCAUAAAAAAAAAUUAAUAAGUUUGAAUUUAUUUUCUUUGCUCUUAAAGUUUUGAAAUUCAUUUUAUCAGUAAUCUGGAUAAAUGUUUUUUUCCUGAGCGAUGAUUGUCUUGUUUAUUAUUAUCGUGAUAAUUAAACCGAUUUAGCCUUGAGACAAAUGUGUGAUGUUAAUAAACAUACUGAUGUUUCGUAUAAUUAAUUUUUAAAAACCUUAAGUACAAUUCUAUCUCAGGGCAAUGGGUAACUUCGGCUUCUUAAUUACAUUUACAUUAGUAAUUAUUUCCAUUGAUACCUCCCGUACUUAAUUCAAAAUUUCAUAGGCAAAAUAAUUAUUUAUUUUACUAUUAACAAACUUAUGUAAUGAAAUAUUGAAAUUUAUAUAAAUGUACAGUACAAUAAUGUUAACUUUUAUUAUAUCUGCCAUUAUUAUUAUAGAUAUAUAUUUUUUUAAAUAAAAAAUUAAAUUAUAAUAA
Microplitis mediator is the source of this 2880-nucleotide messenger RNA. Its product is annotated as putative sodium-dependent multivitamin transporter. Gene Ontology annotation, cellular component: membrane. The record is from RefSeq and is a predicted model, not a curated record. NCBI's taxonomy places the organism in Eukaryota, Metazoa, Arthropoda, Insecta, Hymenoptera, Braconidae. Gene Ontology annotation, biological process: sodium ion transport; transmembrane transport. Bases 315 to 2099 code for a protein of 594 amino acids. The transcript has 9 exons. Gene Ontology annotation, molecular function: symporter activity.